Molecule: messenger RNA, 5109 nt
Organism: Lytechinus variegatus (green sea urchin)
Lineage: Eukaryota; Metazoa; Echinodermata; Echinoidea; Temnopleuroida; Toxopneustidae
Exons: 30
Coding region: 1-5109 (1702 amino acids)
Molecular function (GO): protein binding
Source: RefSeq, a predicted model, not a curated record
AUGUCGGCAGCUUCUCCAACCUGUUCAGGUCAAGGUGACAGAAUCAUAGACAUCAAUGUACCAGUCAACGGGUCUGUGAACAUCACAUCCCCAGACUACCCAGACAACUAUACCACAAACAUCCGUCAAACGUGGCUGAUCAGCGUUGCAGAGGGCCAAAGUGUAGUCUUGUUUUUCAGCCAUUUUGACCUGGAACCAGCCUACGACUACAUCAAGAUCGGUUUCGGAAAUGUUUCGGGACUCGAAGAGACUCGGUUGAUCACGGUCUCGGGGGAUUCACUUCCGUCGGAUAUCAAUACCCGGCAUCGGACAGCAUGGAUGGAAUUCGUAUCCGAUUCCGCUUUCGGUUUUUCCGGAUUCUCAAUUGAAGUCGCUGGCAAAGUGGAGAUGGUAGAUUUUUUCCCCGAAGACAUACGGAAUCAAACAGAUGGACGUUUGUUUUUACAAUCACCCAACUACCCAGACCACUACUUACCCAAUACUCUUAUUUCCUAUAUCAUCGAAGCACCAGAAGAUUAUUACAUUCUCGUCCGUGUCUUGACACUUGAUACUCAAAGGGGGUUUGACAUCCUAUACAUCGGCGAGGGGAAAGAGGUAGGUCAACGGGAUACGAUCCGGGAGACGUUGACCGGAGAUAAACGACAUAUAACAGCUUACCAUGAGUCUGAAACAAGAUGGCUGUGGAUACUGUUUGUCAGUGACUACACCAAUGUUCUGUCGGGAUACACCAUGCAGAUAUCAUUCGUCACACCUAAUUAUCGAUUAUCACUGAACGAACCGAUGCUCUUUCGUCCUCCCAUUGUUUACACAUCCACCUGGAGAUUUUUCUUAUCAGCCAACUGGACCUUCGAGGGACCCAAGGACUCCGUCUUCAGAAUUCGCUUCAUAGACAUGAACCUCCACGUGGGGCUGCAGUACCUCGUGGUCGGAAUCGGCCUGGAUUUCUUCGAUCUGGAGGCCUGGAGGUUCGGAAUAAGCGGCCACGAAGAGCCCCUGGACAUGAUAUCAGAUUCCCACCGAAUGACUAUGUUAGUCGCUAGUUAUACCGAUGCGGUGAACGGUAGUAUUUUGGCUGAAGUCACGGCUAUUCCUAAACCUGAGGACAUUGCUCCCGUCUUCGUACCGGCCGAAGAAUCAGUGAUCCUCACCUCCUCGCAUUACCCCCAUUCCUACCCUAACAACUAUCAACAAGUCUGGCACGUUGCAGCUCCGAAGGGAUACGUCAUCCGCAACCGCUUUCUGGAUUUCGAUAUGCCUUAUGACAACGAUGGCCUGUCAGUGGGAAAUGGUCUCUUUUACUAUCAAGGUGGUACCGUUUUAGGAGGAUGGAGUGGUCGAAUUUCAUCAGAUACUCUUCCAGUCUUUACGAGUAUCACCAAUGCCAUGUAUGUGUUCUUCGGAACCGAUCCAAGUGAUUCGGGACGAGGGUUUAAGAUGGAACUGACAGCUAUAACAAGACCAAUUAUCUUGGAAGAGCCCGACGUCUACACAUUGACCUCGCCAAACUACCCCAUGCCGUAUGAGAACAACGCCUUCAUCCUCUGGCAUAUAACGGUUCCUUCGGGUUUUGGCGUUCUUCUCCAUUUCAUCGAGUUCGACCUCGUCGACGAGGGCGACCUCCUCGUCGUAGGUAAUGGGGCAUUUCCCAACGACACAGACAGUGUCGUUCAGGCGAUCAACGGUCGUGCCGUACCGUCCGAUUUCACGGUCUGGUCGGAGAGAGCAUGGAUUCGGUUUACCACUGAUGGGAAUGGAAUCGCAUAUGGAUUUAAGCUUGAACUGCGAACCGCUCUUGGAGAUGGACAUUGUCUGAUACCCAUGGGUCUUGAAGGUGGUUGGAUUGAUGAUUCUAGUCUCACUGCGUCAUCUCAGAAAGACAACCAACAUGGUCCUAGCCAAUCUAGGUUACUUGGACUCUCAUCUUGGAUACCUGACCCUGAUAAAAGCGAUUCGAUCCUCCAGGUAACAUUUGGCCAAGCAUCCUAUGUCACUGGGCUUCUUAUCCAGGGAGGGCCGGAAAGCCAGGGAACGUGGAUCUCAUCUCUCAUUGUCGGAUUCGAUGACCUAACCGAAAUCAGACGUCAAAAGGAGUGGAAUCCGAGAGACAUUUCAAUGGUUCUAUUUAAUCGCCCUCGUCUAAGUGAAUACUUGAGAAUUCAACCUGUCUCAAAGAGCGCAGAACUGAUCUCCCUUCGCUUGGAAGUACUUGGUUGCAAGAAUGACUGCCAUUUUGAUUUGGGCGUGUCAUCUGGACACCUACCAUCCUCCAACAUCUGGGUCUCAUACCAUUUCAACCAAUCAGGAGUUCAGAGCGACGACGUCAGAAUGAAACCAUCAAAUCACUACCCGCCAAAUGAAUGGCUAGGCCAAUUAUCCGAGGACGAUGAGAACUUUAUCGUAGUGAUUUUCCAAGAAGAAGUUUUGGUCCGUAAUGCUAUCAUCCAACAGUGCAAUGGAUCUAGAAUCAUAUCAUUCAGUGUUGAGGCUUUCCAAGGCGAUAUCACAAUUUUGGCAGAUUUUGAUAUUUCGGACUGUUUUUCUUCAGCCUGUAAAGUCUCGACAAGAUGGACUGAAAGUGCUAAAAAAUACAAGAUCAUUCCAACGAAAUGGGAAGGAGAUUUAUGCUUUCGAUUCGAAUUUCUCGGAUGUACCAGCAUAGACUGUUCCACUUCGUAUUGUAAUCUUGGUAAUCAUGGCAAAGGGAGCUGUUCGUCGAGUUCCCUCUCGAAGAGUGCUCAGGAAUUCACUCGAAAUCUCUCCAUAUCACUUCCUCCCCGCGCACAGUGCCUGGCAAAUAUCACUGCACCAGAGGAUGCUUAUGUUUCUUUCAUCUUUGAUGGCUUUGGUGACGUAAAGGAUAUCAAGAAUAUCUCAGACGGGGUUCUGAUAUUACAUGACCCGGAAACACAAUCAACGACAAACUUUGACCUCGCCCAGGUUCCUCCAGUUGACAUUUCCACCUCGUCUCAUCUCAACCUGAAGAUUCUAUCAGGUCUCUUGACCGCUACAUCAGAUGUCAUUGCUUCUUUUGGAUAUGUGGAUAAACCAGGCUGCAAGGGAAAAGAAGCCGACACUGUCCACUCAUGCACACAGAGCACUGGUCUUUUCUUCUCACCAAACUACUUCGACCUGUACCCUCCGAACCUCGACCGUUCCUGGGAGAUCAGUACUCGGCCUUGGUCUCAAAUCAUCCUCCGUUUCAUCGAAUUCGACGUCGCUUCCCUCGAUGAGCGGUGCCAAGAGGACUUUGUGGUUGUCACUGACGCAUCGAAUUCGGCAAUCAUCGGGCGCUUCUGCAGUCAGGCACCACCAUCGGGCGACUACAUGUCUUCUUUAAACAGGAUGCGUCUUUCUUUCCACUCUGAUGGGAUUGAAGGUGGCGCGGGAUUCUUGGCAGAAUAUGAUACAGGGCAUCUGAUACCUGAUGUGUUCUCGGCAUCUGAUUUUACCAAUGAGACUUGUCACGCGGGUUGGGACUACUUCCGGCGAUCCUGCUAUAAGCUCUUUGUCAGCUCUGACGUCAUAACAUGGAACGAGGCAGAGGCAGAAUGUGAAACCGUAGAGGGCGCACACUUGAUCAGUAUUCACGAUAAGGAUGAAAUGACGAUGCUACAUUAUAUGAUCUCAACUCAGUGGCAGACGGCUGGUAGAAAGACGUACAUAGGCCUCGGAUAUAGGGACCAAAGAGGGGUAUUCAAAUGGACUGAUGGAACACCCAUGUCUUAUACUGAUUGGUAUAUUCCCCAAAACAAUGAAGAAGGAGAAAAACAACCUGACGGUGGAAUGUUAGAAGCAUGCACAAUGCUAGUCUUUGAUCCAGCCACAUCGACGGAUCUUUCGACAGAUCUUUGGCAUGAUGUUGCCUGCGCUUCUCCUGAAACGAGGCAGUUUGUUUGCAAAACCCAAGCUACUGGUUCGCAGUGGAAUUCAACAGCUCAUAUCUACAAACCAGAUUCUAUUGGACAAUGCGAUCCCGGACUAUUCCAUUGUAGCUCAGGGGAGUGCAUACGUGACGUCUUUGUAUGUGAUGGUGCCAAAGAUUGCAAAGACUUCAGCGACGAAAAUGACUGCUUUUCAGGUUGCGAUGACAACCAAUAUGAAUGCAACGAUGACUCAUGUAUAUCGAUUUCGUUUGUCUGUGACACCAUUUCUGAUUGUGAGGAUAAUUCGGAUGAAAUUGAUUGCGUGUAUCCGAGGUGUUCGGAGUCGGAGUUUAAAUGUGACAGUGGUCAAUGCAUAGACUCUCUCCGGAGAUGUGAUUUUGUUCCUCAUUGCUACGACUCUUCUGACGAGGUUGACUGUGUUCUGGAGCUUUCAUCAUCAGCGUUCCAAUGUUUUGAUGGGUCUUUGUUUCCAAGCAAAGUUAGAUGUGAUGGAAUGGUCGAUUGCAUCGGAAAAACAAUAGAGGAUGAAGAUCGAUGCGCUUACCUCAAUAAUGAUUUUUCUUGUGACUCUGAGACUGAACUUACUUGUGAUAAUGGCGCAUGCGCACCAUUGGCCUCCAUCUGUAUGUAUGAACUCGAUGAAGUUGGUUUCCUCAAUAAUUGCCGUGAUGUCACAAAUUUGAAAGAAUGUGAGAAUCACACUUGUCCAUCUUGGACAAUGAAGUGUCCAGACUCUUAUUGUAUUCCUCUAAGAUACCGGUGUGAUGGGAAGCUGGAUUGCCCAACAGGGUCUGAUGAACAAGACUGUGGUUCAUAUGAAUGUCCACCUGGUUCUUACCGUUGCCAUGGUAGCACAGUAUGUAUCAAUCCUGAUCAUGUCUGUGAUGACGUAAUACACUGUCCUGGUCAUGAUGAUGAAAUAUUCUGUGCUGGAUGCCCUAAAGGAUGCUCAUGUACUGGUCUUUCAUUUACCUGCCAUGUCGGAACAUUACAAUUUACAUCCCUUCCGAGGAACCUCCGAAAACUGUCGCUUGGUUGUGAAAAUGAGAUCGCAUGUGUAAGUGGUGAUACACGGGUUGCCUUGGAAGUGAAUAAGACCGAUGAACGUACUACGAUCGUACCAUCCUCGUUACCAUUCCUUAUUGAACUAUCUCUUAAAAAUUCAAGAAUUUCAGAUAUUGCAAAAGGAUCAUUUUCAUACAGUUCAAACGUCUUGUAUCUGUAA